Molecule: messenger RNA, 1170 nt
Organism: Cyclopterus lumpus (lumpfish)
Lineage: Eukaryota; Metazoa; Chordata; Actinopteri; Perciformes; Cyclopteridae
Gene: tmtops3b
Product: teleost multiple tissue opsin 3b
Exons: 6
Coding region: 1-1170 (389 amino acids)
Biological process (GO): visual perception; G protein-coupled receptor signaling pathway
Cellular component (GO): photoreceptor outer segment; membrane
Molecular function (GO): G protein-coupled receptor activity
Source: RefSeq, a predicted model, not a curated record
AUGGUGAUCCUCCAGCAGCAGAGCAACAACCUCAGCACCGGGCAGAGCUCCGUGUCGGAUCCCGCAGCCGGCGCGCUGGGCCGGGCGGGUCACACCGCGGCGGCCGUGGCCCUGGGGUUCAUCCUGGUCCUGGGCUUCCUCGCUAACUUCCUCGUGCUCAUGGUGUUCUCGCGCUUCCCCGGGCUGGUGAGUCCGGUGAACGUGCUGCUGAUCAACAUCAGCGCCAGUGACAUGCUCGUCUGCAUCUUCGGGACUCCCCUCAGCUUCGCGGCCAGCGUGCGUGGCCGGUGGCUGACCGGGUCUUAUGGGUGCCGUUGGUACGGUUUCUCCAAUGCGUUUUUCGGUAUUGUAUCUCUGGUAUCUCUCUCUCUGCUGUCCUUGGAGCGGUACUUUGUGCUGCUAGGCAGAACCCACUUGAACUCGGAGUCCUCUCAGUACCGCCGGGCCAGGCUCGCUGUAGCGGCCUCCUGGCUCUACUCGCUGGUCUGGACUCUGCCACCGCUGCUGGGCUGGAGCAGCUACGGGCCGGAGGGUCCCGGCACCAUCUGCUCCGUUCAGUGGCACCAGCGCUCCACCGCAGCUCGCUCCUACGUCAGCUGUUUGUUCGUCUUCUGCCUGCUGCUGCCACUGCUGCUCAUGUUCUUCUGCUAUGGGAGGAUCUUGCUGGCUGUGCGUGCGGUGGCAAGACAGGUCACCAGGAUCAACCAAUCCUCAGCUGAGCGGAGGGAAGCCCGUGUCCUUCUAAUGGUGGUCUCCAUGGUGACAGGCUACCUAUUGUGCUGGAUGCCAUACGCUGUGGUGGCGAUGCUCGCCUCCUUUGGACAGUCCGGCGUGGUGCCGCCUGCCGCCAGUUUAAUCCCGUCCCUGCUGGCAAAGACCAGCACUGUACUCAACCCUGUUAUUUAUGUGCUGCUCAACCACCAGUUCUCCAGGUGUCUUCAGUACAUGAUCAGGUGCAGCUCAGAAGCCCCUCCCACCUUAGUUCACCAUACACUGGCAAGCAGAAGGGGUGUGUGGUGUCGUGGUCCCCACCCACCAACAGAGGAACAAAACACAGUGCAUGUCAUGUUCACAUCCAGAGACCAGCAGCAGCAGUCGGAUGCAUGUUGGCCUUCAAUGUCGGAGUGUAGCUUGAUCAUUGCAUCAAAUGAAGCUCAUUCUGAGGUCUAA